AGCAUUUUCAAGCAUUUUAGAGAACAAGUUACUUUCUCUUUUCCUUCGGUUCUUUGUUCUUAGUUCCACCUUUCAGCAUAAGAAUUGAUCAGAUCAUAGACAGUCUGGAUGGAUUAACUCUGUUAGGUCGACACGAUGAUUUAAAUCUUGCAUUUUUAAAUUUUCAUUUUUAGAUUGCUAUCAUUCCUGUACUGUAGUGUUUCACCUGCCUGCCAGGUCAAGAUUCCUGUGUGACGUUGGUGUUUAUCACAUCUAAACAAGUAUAAAUAUACUGGACGCUGUUUUUUUUAAAGACUCUGCAAAUACACUGUGCUACAAAAUCUGCUCAAAGUUUUUGUAAACAGAGAUGGUUUCACCGGUUGUAGUGGCUGUAUUUCUCCUUUGGGGAACAAUCUUUCAACCACCCCAUGCUGGUGCAUUUAAAAUCUUUUGGUCUGAUGCCUCCCUCAGUCAUCAAGAAAUCACAGAAGCGGCAAUCCUCCUCAAGACGGCAGAAGUGUGUCGUGACAUAGCCAAAGCCCAGGGCAAAGACUUUACACUACCUGUCAACAACAAACUAACUGCAGAUAUUGUACAAAAAGCCUGCUCGCUUUCAAAUUCUGCCCUAUCAGCAUCAGUCAACUUCAAGUUGACAAUUUUUCUGAUUUGUCAGUACAAUAGAGCUGUGGACAGAAAACAGUUCAGUGAAGCACAUCAUUUUGAUAAUGAGGCUUUCAGCAGUGGACGGGACCUCAUCACCCAGGGCAUAACCAAAGUGAAAGUCAGUCUGAAAGAAGGAAACUACAUAUCUGCCCAAAAAAGCCUGGGGACUCUAACACAUACUUUACAGGAUUUCUAUAGUCAUAGUAACUGGAUAGAGCUGGGAUCCACUAAUCCUUAUAGCACCCUGAUCAAACCGAAUGAAACUCUCAGCAACAUAGCAGACCCAAAAACAGCGACAUGCAAAAGCUGUGUAGAUGGCAACUGCACUGAUAACAUUCUCUCAGAAGUCCUGCAGCAGAAGAUAUUAACUUCUGGAUAUUUCAGCGCUAUCCCUGGAUAUACAUACAAACCUGCAGGCAAAUGUAGCCAUGGUAGCUCCUUUGAUCAAACCAGCAAAAAAGAUCCCACUGGAGGCAUCAAUAAGGAUGACGUCAACUCAGAGCAUGGCUUCCUUCACCUUAAAGCUGCAAACAUGGCCAUCAAUGCUACCAUGGAGCUACUGGAAGACAUUAGAAAGGCUGCGGGAGAAACAGCCUUUCUUCGGUUGUUGGGCCUCAGUCGUACCAUAGUGCUGGUUUUUGUGAUUGACAUCACAGGCAGUAUGUCUAAUGACAUCGCUGAAAUCAAGAAAGUGUCCAUCAAUAUGAUAGAUAGCAGGAAAGGAACAUCAGAAGAACCUACAGAUUACAUGCUAAUAACAUUUGAUGACACAGGUGUCCAACUGACAAGGAUUGGCGAUAUUGAUAAGUUCAAAGAGAAAAUCAAUUCACUUUCAGCAUCUGGUGGGGGAGACUUUCCAGGGAUGUGCUUAUCAGGACUGCUGAUGGCAUUAACAAGAGCUCCAUCAUCAUCAGACAUUUUUGUUUUCACGGAUGGUUCAGCAAAGGACCCUGAAUUAAAAAGCACCGUCGAAGCCAUGAUAGAAAGCACUGAAUCCAUAAUCACUUUCCUGUUGCCCACCUCCAUCUCAUCACGUGGAGACUCCCAGAAUUCCUCAUCAAGUCAGAUGACUCAAUCAGAACUGCAGUUGUACAGAGACCUGGCCUAUGUCUCCGGUGGACAAACCUUAGAAGUCACAAACACUACGCUUUCGGAGGCCUCUACAGCCAUUACGGAUACAUUUACCUCUGGCCAGGUCACAGUUCUUCAGGUGGCAAGAAGUGCGGGAAAUGCAGGAAACUUUUCUUUUCUGUUGGAUUCAUCUUUGUCUAACGUGACUGUUUACAUCACUGGGGAUUCGACUGUUUUUACCAUCAACAGCCCCACAGGUGUGUCUCAGUCAUAUUCAAUGAUAGAUGGCAGCCUUGGUAGCAUUCAGACUGUGGGGAAUCUAAAGAAAAUAAAACUCAAGUCUGACAACCAGACAGGGGAAUGGAGCAUCAGUGUUAACUCCACAAGCUCCUACACCCUGAAAGUCAUUGGUCAGAGUUCUGUGGACAUCCUCUUUUACUUUGUGGAGAUGAGUCUGGGAGGUCAUGGAGACUCUUGGGGACAGAUCUUUACUCGCCCUUCUAUUGGUCAGAAUGCCACCCUGUCUCUCUCUUUGUCUGGAGGUGAAUCGGCCACAGUGACUGAUGUACAACUAGUUGAUGCUUCAGGAUCCAGUGUUGUUAAUGGAAACGUUACAUUAGUGGGUGGAACAGACUACCUGGUUAGCCUAAACAGAAUCCCAGAGGGUGAAUUUGGGCUCCUACUUAAAGGGCUGUUGAAUAGCUCAUUGCCAUCUACUCGAUUCCAAAGGCAAUCAUCCAUUUAUCAUAAAGGAUCAAGAAUAGCUCUCACGGUUGAUACACAGACCACUACAAUUUCUGGAGUUUCUUUCAGUUUCAACUUUACCGUGGCCACUAAUACUACAGCAGGUAACUACACUAUCCGAGCCAGGACAAGCAACGGAUUCACUGUGACUGUCCCCAGUUCCCUGAAUGUGUCGACAGGAGGAAGUGUUCAGGGGACAGGAACGCUGACCGUGCCCUCCAACACAGAGUCUGGGACUGAUGUUACACUCAUUGUUGAGGCAGAAGCUCCAGGGUCCACUGAUCUGAAUUAUGCCACAGUUCGACUCACUGCCUCAGCUACAAGCAUAAAGUUCAGUGGCUGGAUGUCCUUUUCCAUGUUUCUGUCUCUCAUUGGCUUAUUCAUUUCUCUUUUGCUUUGCUGUCCUUGUUUGUUUUGUACUGAUUGCGAAGACUCUGUUUUUCCAAGUCAAGACCUGUGCUUGUGGACCAUCAUGAUGUUGCUGAUAUUUUUGGCUGUAUUUCUCAUCAGGGGGGCCUUUCAGCCCCCCUGGGCAACAGCUUUCAAACCCUUUACUUCUGAGGGCUCCCUAACCCAUCGACAAAUCACUGAGAUUGCCAUUCUCCGCAAGACUGCAGAAGUGUGCCGUGAUGUAGCCAUUGCUGAGGGGCAAGACUUCAAGCUAACCAUUGACGACACCCUGACUUUAUUUGCUGUUCAGCAAGCCUGCUCAAGAUUACAUUCUGUCUACUCCACACAUGGCUUUCAAUCAGCUAUUGCCAGUACUUCUUAUUCUAAUGCUCUUGUGGACAUAGAUCAAAUCCAUCCUGAACGGCACUGUGAUGCUGAGACAAUCAGGGAAGCGCAGAAGCUUAUUACUCAAGGCCUGAAAUCAGUGAAAACUGACAUAGAUGAGGAAAGCUAUGUUUUUGCCCGCAUCAGUUUGGGGAUAAUAUGUCAUACUUUACAGGAUUUCUACAGCCACAGUAACUGGGUGGAACUAGAUAAAAGUGUUCCUUUCAGCAAACUCAUUGAUGGGGACAAAAUAAUCGACAACAUAGCAGAUACCAACACAAGAACAUGCAGAAACUGCAAUGGAAAUAACUGCAGUGAUAAUAUUCUCCCAGAGUUAAAAGAAAAGAACCUCCUAACUUCAGGAUAUUUCAGCAUGAUUUCCUCAUCCAAACCUGAAGGCAAGUGUAGCCACGGUGGCAAAUUUGACAAGACCAGUUUUAAAGAACCUACUGGAGGUAUCAAUAAAGAUGAGAUCACCUCAAGUCAUGGCAUCUAUCACCAACGUGCUGCAGAGAUGGCCAUCAGAGCCACCAUGGAAUUGCUGGAAGACAUUCGACUGGCCAAAGGCAACCAGGCAUUUCUUCAAUUGGUGGGGAUGAACAAGACGUCAGUGCUGGCUUUUGUUAUUGACACCACAGGCAGUAUGUUUGGUGACAUCGAAGAGGCAAAGAGAGUGUCCUUUAACAUUAUUGACAGCAGGAUAGCAUCAGCAGAGAAACCUUCAGAAUAUAUCCUAGUUCCAUUUAAUGACCCAGAUUCUGGACCACUGAUAAGGACUCGAAAUGCAGAGUAUUUCAAAGAAAAAAUCAGCUUGCUCACAGCUCAUGACGGAGGAGAUAAACCAGAAAUGUCCUUAUCGGGACUCCAGAUGGCACUUGCAGGAGCUCCUCCAUCUUCAGACAUUUAUGUGUUUACUGAUGCUGGAGCCAAAGACUUUCAAUUAAAAAGCACAAUUCGAGCCAUGAUAGAAAAUACCAAGUCAAGAGUACAUUUUAUGCUGACAAAAACCUUUUCACUCCACAAAAGAAGGCACGUCUCACAAUCUCAGCGUUCCUCAACAAGAAUGUCUCAGCCAGAAAUACAGCUGUACAGAGACUUGGCAGAUGUUUCUGGUGGACAUGUCAUAGAGUUCACCAAGAGUACAUUGUCUCAGGCCACAGCCUUCAUUACUGAAUCAUCUGCCUCUGCUCUGGUGACUGUUCUUCAGGUAAUGAGAAAUCCAGCAAAGGCAGAAAACUUUUCUUUUGUCCUGGAUUCAUCCCUGUCCAAUGUGACUAUGUAUAUCACAGGUGUCUCUCCAGUCUUUACCCUCUACAACCCAACAGGUGCGUCUCAGUCAGAAUCAGUGACAGAUGGUCCUCUAGGUAGCAUUCAGACUGUGGGGAAUCUAUGGAGAAUUAAACUCAACUCAGAGAAUCAGAACGGGGUAUGGAGCAUCAGUAUUAACUCUGCAAGCCCCUACACCAUUAAAAUCAUUGGUCAGAGUUCUUUCGACUUCCUCUUUAACUUUGUGGGAUCUGAAGGAUUUCACGGGGACUUUGUGCCAAAAGACAAUCGCCCUAUUAGUGGUGGAAAUGGCACCUUGUUUCUCUCUGUGACUGGAGGUGAAUUGAUCACAGUGACUGACUUAAUUCUAGUUGAAGCUUCAGGGUCGAAUACUGUCAAUGGAACCAUACAAUCAUUGGGUGGGUCAGACUACCUGAUAUACUUACAAAGAAUCCCAGAAUGGCCAUUUGUAGUACAAAUAAAAGGUCUGAUGAAUGAUCUUAAUGGAUCCUCACUUGGCCAAUUCCAGAGACAGUCAUCCAUUCAACACAGAGGCUCUAACAUUAAAAUCACGGCCGAAUCACAGAGCACUUUACAGGCUGGAAUCCCUCUGAAUGUCAACUUUACAUUAACCAAUAAUGGAAGUGCAGGCAUCUACACCAUACGUGCCAGGAAUAAUCGUGGUUUCAACGUCUCUGUCCCCAGUUCCCUGAGUGUGGAGGCAGGAGGAAGCACUCGGGGAACCGCAACACUGAUCACGCCCUCCAACACAGUGUCUGGGACUGAUGUCACUCUCAUCAUUGAGGCAGAAGAUCCAGAAUCCACUGACCUGAAUUAUGUGACUCUGCGACUCACCGUCAUGGCUGAGAUAACUGAUGUCUCUAAACCUGUGUGUGAAAUAGUGAGCAUUAAAGCUGACUGCCCUGUGGUGUGCAGCAAUGCAUCAUGGGAACUCUCUGCAAACCUGACGGAUGGUAACGGCACAGGCAUAGCCAAAGUGUUCAUAAACAUCGGCAAUGGCUCUCUCAUUACAAGUCAACUAAUAAGUGAGAAUGGCACUAAUGUGACCGUAGCUUUCUACAAUGCUUCAUGCUGUUCUCAGGAGGUGCAGGUAGUGGCUGUGGAUGGGGUGGGAAAUGUGGGUACAUGUUUCACUUCUAUUAAGAAGAAAAUCCCACCACAGCAAUACCCACCACAAAUACCACAGUAAUGCCUCCCACAAAAACUACAAAAAGCCCUCUGUUGCCGCCACAUAGACUUUGUGUCAUUAUUGGAGUAUAUUUUGCUUUUCAUUUCAGUUGUUUUCUUUAUAUGGUAAAGGAAAUGUAAAGGCCCAUACUGGAUAUUAAGAUAUAGGGUUAACAUGCUGAGUAAACAUACUGUAGAUGUUUAUUCUGUCUGUCUGUCAUGCUUAGAUCUAAGAGCACUGGCUGUUAUUGUAUGACAUUGAUGUAAUUCUGUGUUUAAAAUGUUACCCAUGCAUCUAACGUACAAUAAUGACUAAUUUUUGCUUUAUGAUCAUUCAAAGAGGAGCCUCUCUGUAUUUUUCGAAUGAAUAUGUCUUUGUAAAUUAAGAAAUGAUAGGCCUAUACGUAGAGUAAAAUCAGUAGACCAAAACAUGAUAACAAUGAUUAAUAAAUAUAAUGAUCCGGCACUUUAACACCUGCUUGUCCAGUUGUGAAAAUGUUGCCAAAUAAAUCCACCUUGAUUAUCCCAAAUUUUUAUGAAAUAUAGUAUACUAAAACAUAUAGCUUUCCUUUAGCUCAACAGGAGCUCUUUAUGAGUCAAAUUGCAUGCUUACUAAAAACAACAUGGUUACUUACCUGUAUUAAGGUCUGUGCUAUGUCUUAAUAUCAUUGCAUAUAUUUGUUAUAAAAUUAAAUACACAUUUACAUUUUAAAAAUUAGAUUUAAAUUGACAUUUGUAUUGAAUCAAAUUUGCUUUUUGUUUGAAUACUGUAAAAAGCAGGCAAAAGCACGCACAUCAAUCUCAACUGAGUGCUUGACCAAAAAAGCGGAAUAAUAUUAGAAUGCAAAGUCAGCAACACCAAAGGUAACGUUUCGAUCAUGCAGGCUCUUCGAAGACUGUUCAUAUACUGUAACAAUUUCAGAAACCUCUGUUUGGUAACCUUGUUCUAAACUAGAAGUUUUAAACUUUAUGAUGUGAAAUACCUUUAAAUAUGAUAAGGGACCCCCAUCCUAAAAAAUAUUUAUCCAUUUAUAUUUUAUGUAUAAAGAAUUAUCUGUGUUAGAUGUCUAUAAAUGUGGCAUGUGCGAUUUUAAAAAGACAACAUCAUUUUUCAAUCAUAAAUAACUACAGAUGUCUACAGUA
Misgurnus anguillicaudatus (oriental weatherfish) is the source of this 6828-nucleotide messenger RNA. The record is from RefSeq and is a predicted model, not a curated record. Lineage: Eukaryota; Metazoa; Chordata; Actinopteri; Cypriniformes; Cobitidae.